GCCGAACCCCUGACAUCUUUUAAUUUGAGCUCAGCCGUCCUGGCGUCCGCACUGACUAAAGGGCGGUCAUCUUGUUUCCAGACCAAGCUUAGGAGAAGGAGUUCCGUUCGGAUUUUUCACUUCUUUGGCAAGAUCUCACCCAUCCCCGAUCUGGAUUUUUAACUCUCCAAAAACUCUUCCUAGGUUUUUCUUUUUCAAUUUGAUUUUUUUUUUGUUCGCAACACCUAAAGGGGAGAAGAUGGGAGCCCAGUUGACCAAGGGUGGGGUAGAUGCCGAGGGGAAAGCCCAGGCUGCCAAAGCCACCGGCCGGGAGAACGGGCAUGUCAAAACCAACGGUGACGUGUCAGCCAAGCCUGAUGGGGAAGUGCCUGCCACAGAUGGGAAUGGAACAGCUGAACCAGCCAAGGAGGGUGAAAGCAGCACCAGAGAUGCCAUCGAGCCUGCUCCUGUGGCCGAGGGCGAGGCCGCCAAAGCAGAGGGCGAGGCUGCCAAGGAGUGCAAGAAGAAGAAGAAGUUCUCCUUGAAGAACUCAUUCAAGUUUAAGGGCAUCUCGCUGAAGAAGAACAAGAAGGGCAACGAGGAAGUCAAAGAGGAGGCCACCUCUCCCAAACCAAGGCCGCCGGAGGAGCCCCCAUCCACAGAGGCUACCCCUGCUGAGGAGGCCGCUGCCCCAGCUGAGGACACGCCACCCGCAGCAGAGAAUGAGGCCAAGGCAGAGUGA
Molecule: messenger RNA, 721 nt
Organism: Monopterus albus (swamp eel)
Lineage: Eukaryota; Metazoa; Chordata; Actinopteri; Synbranchiformes; Synbranchidae
Product: MARCKS-related protein-like
Biological process (GO): actin filament organization; central nervous system development
Cellular component (GO): cytoplasm; plasma membrane
Molecular function (GO): calmodulin binding; actin filament binding
Source: RefSeq, a predicted model, not a curated record